GGUGUUUGAGCUGUUCAGUGGUGUUUGGGACAUGGGUGGGUGUUUGAGCUGUUCAGUGGUGUUUGGGACAUGGGUGGGUGUUUGAGCUGUUCAGUGGUGUUUGGGACAUGGGUGGGUGUUUGAGCUGUUCAGUGGUGUUUGGGACAUGGGUGGGUGUUUGAGCUGUUCAGUGGUGUUUGGGACAUGGGUGGGUGUUUGAGCUGUUCAGUGGUGUUUGGGACAUGGGUGGGUGUUUGAGCUGUUCAGUGGUGUUUGAGCUGUUCAGUGGUGUUUGGGACAUGGAUGGGUGUUUGAGCUGUUCUGGUGGCUUGUGAUUGGUGCAGCAGUGUAACAGUACCAAUACAGUGACGCUGCAGCAUGUGACUCGCUCACUUUGUUCUCACAGUGUAGUAAUAAUGUCUCUGUCUGUUUAAAUGAUCUUAAAAGUGUCCUUACACACUCUCUCUAUAAACACAGUCAGACAGACAGGAGAAAGUGACUGUCAGCAAGCGCGAGAUGAUAAUGGUGAUGAUAGUGUUUUCCUUAACUGUAGUGGUCACUCCAUUCGAGUGGAUGAUUUUAGCGACCAUCAUUGCUAACUGCAUUGUUUUAGCACUUGAGCAGCAUUUACCUGAUGAUGACAAAACGCCGCUCUCUGAACGACUGGAUGACACUGAACCGUACUUCAUAGCUAUUUUCUGUUUCGAGUCUGGCAUUAAGAUUCUGGCUCUGGGUUUUGCCUUCCAUAAAGACUCAUACCUGCGCAAUGGCUGGAACGUCAUGGACUUCGUUGUGGUGCUGACUGGUAUUUUAUCCACUGUUGGUUCUGAGUUUGAUUUGCGGACGCUGCGUGCGGUCAGAGUGCUGCGACCUCUCAAGCUCGUCUCAGGAAUUCCGAGCCUGCAGGUGGUGCUGAAGUCCAUCAUGAAGGCAAUGAUCCCUCUGCUGCAGAUUGGUGUUCUGCUGUUUGUAGCAAUCCUCAUGUUCGCCAUCAUUGGCCUUGAAUUCUACUGUGGAAAAUUCCACAAAGCCUGUUAUGACAAUGUCACAAAAGAGCUUCUUGACGAUCAGCUGUGUGGUGAUGAGUUACCGGCACGUGUGUGUCCUCCUGGAUCUGUGUGUAAUGGCAAGUGGCUCGGACCAAAUUACGGAAUCACGCAGUUUGACAACAUUCUGUUCGCCGUUCUCACUGUCUUCCAGUGUAUCACCAUGGAGGGCUGGACAGACAUGCUUUAUUAUAGUAACGAUGCUUUAGGAAGCACCUGGAACUGGAUGUACUACGUCCCGCUCAUUAUCAUUGGCUCUUUCUUUAUGCUGAACUUGGUGUUGGGUGUGCUGUCCGGUGAGUUUGCUAAAGAGAGGGAACGAGUUGAGAACCGCAGUGAGUUUCUGAAGUUGCGGAGACAGCAGCAGAUCGAGAGAGAACUGAAUGGAUAUCUAGAGUGGAUCUGCAAAGCAGAGGAAGUGAUUCUGGCUGAAGAUGACACUACUGCAGACCGCUCUCGCCGUAGACCCACUAUUAAAAAGAGUAAAACUGACCUGCUGAACCCAGAGGGUGGACAGGAUCACAUGGGGGAUGCAGUGGGUUUGAAAGCUGACAGCUCCAGUUUUAGCAAGAAAGAGCGGCGUUUCCGUAUCCUUGUACGUAAGAUGGUAAAAACUCAGGCGUUUUAUUGGACCGUCCUCAGCCUUGUUGGUCUGAACACACUCUGUGUCGCCGUUGUCCACUACGACCAGACCGAACUGCUGUCCGACUUUCUGUUCUAUGCAGAGUUUAUAUUUCUGGGCCUCUUCAUGAUGGAGAUGUUGAUAAAGAUGUACGGAUUGGGGACGAGGCCGUACUUCCACUCCUCCUUCAACUGUUUCGACUGUGCAGUGAUCGUCGGCAGUAUAUUUGAGGUGAUCUGGGCAGUGAUAAAACCUGGCACUUCAUUUGGGAUCAGUGUACUGCGAGCUCUGAGACUACUCCGGAUCUUCAAAGUUACAAAGUACUGGGCGUCUCUGCGUAAUCUGGUAGUGUCUCUGUUGAAUUCAAUGAAGUCCAUCAUCAGCCUUCUUUUCCUACUCUUCCUCUUCAUCGUGGUGUUUGCUCUUCUGGGGAUGCAGCUGUUUGGGGGACAGUUUAACUUUGACCAGGGAACUCCCCCUACAAACUUUGACACCUUUCCUGCAGCCAUCAUGACUGUGUUUCAGAUCCUCACAGGUGAGGACUGGAAUGUGGUGAUGUAUGAUGGGAUCCAGUCUCAGGGAGGCGUUCACAAGGGAAUGAUCUCCUCUGUGUUCUUCAUCGUACUCACGCUUUUUGGCAACUACACGCUGCUGAAUGUGUUCUUGGCCAUCGCUGUUGAUAAUCUGGCUAAUGCUCAGGAACUCACCAAGGAUGAGCAGGAAGAAGAGGAAGCCACCACACAGAAAAUCGCUCUCCAGAAAGCUAAAGAGGUCGCUGAGGUCAGCCCACUCUCUGCUGCGAACCUCUCCAUCGCUGCUAAGGAACAGCAGAAGAACUCAAAGCCUCCUAAGUCGGUGUGGGAGCAGCGCACCAGUGAGAUUCGGCGCCAGAACCUGAUGACCAGCAGAGAGGUGCUCUACAACGAACUGGACGCUGAAGACCACUGGAAGCAGACAAAUUUCUGUAACCGCCCCGACAUGAAGACACACUUAGAUCGCCCCCUGGUGGUGAACCCUCAGGAGAACCGCAACAACAACACCAACAAACCCAGACCAGAAGAACCAGGACAGCGUGACCACUGCAUGUCCCCUCCACCCAGUUACCAACCCCGCUCACGUCACAGGCACUGCCCACACACCCAGGAGGACAAGGACAGGAAGCAUAGGAGACAUCAUCACAGUAACCAUGGAGACAGGGAAGGGAGGAUGGAACGGAGCUGCAGUCAUCACUCAAGGAAUCAGUACAGUGAGAACCAGGAUAACGUGAGGAACAACAGCAUGCUGAUCCUUCAUGACCCAGAACACCGGCUCCAUCAUCCAUACAACCCAUAUGACCCCUGCCAUGACCCUGAGCUGACCAAUAAUGUGCUGAAUUUGAGGGGGCGGAGCUUACCAGACAGCGUCCUCAUCCUCACUGACCCAAUGAAGAGCCCCAGUAAAGAGUUUAUAGCCAUCGACAUGCAGCCGCUGUACCCAUCACUCACAGGCCAGCUCCAGGUGAAUAAGAACGCAAACACUGAAGCAACUAAAGAUGGCGAGAAGAAAGAGGAGGAUGAUGAUGGUGGAGGUGAUGAAGAUGGUCCCAAACCUAUUCCUCCAUUUAGCUCCUGCUUCAUCAUGUCUCCCACUAACCCGUUCCGUAAAUGCUGUCACUACAUUAUGACUUUGCGUUACUUUGAGAUGUGUAUUCUGUCUGUAAUCGCUAUGAGCAGCAUCGCUCUCGCAGCAGAGGAUCCCGUCUGGCCCGAAUCACCUCAGAACAACGUCCUUCGUUACUUUGAUUACAUCUUCACCGGUGUCUUCACUUUUGAGAUGCUGAUUAAGAUGGUGGUGCUGGGUAUGGUUCUUCAUGAAGGAGCUUAUUUUCGUGAUCUCUGGAAUUUUCUGGACUUUAUAGUGGUUAGUGGUGCUCUGGUGGCAUUCGCCUUCUCGGGAAGCAGUAAAGGCAAAGACAUCAGCAUCAUUAAAUCUCUGAGAGUGUUACGUGUCCUGCGACCUCUCAAGACCAUCAAACGUCUCCCUAAACUGAAGGCUGUGUUUGAUUGUGUGGUGAAUUCUCUGAAGAACGUUCUGAACAUCCUCAUCGUCUACAUGCUGUUCAUGUUCAUCUUUGCUGUUGUGGCUGUGCAGCUGUUUAAAGGGAGAUUUUUCUGCUGCACAGACGAGUCCAAAGAAUUUGAGCGAGACUGCCGGGGUGAGUAUCUGGUGUAUGAACGUGAGAAUGAGGUAAAAGCUCAGAAGCGAGAGUGGAAGAAGUACGACUUUCACUAUGACAACGUGCUGUGGGCCCUGCUCACACUCUUCACUGUGUCCACGGGAGAGGGCUGGCCAGAGGUGCUGAAGCACUCUGUGGACUCCACCUUUGAGAAUCAGGGUCCCAGUCCAGGUUACAGGAUGGAGAUGUCCAUAUUCUACGUCGUCUACUUUGUUGUGUUUCCGUUCUUUUUUGUGAACAUCUUCGUCGCUCUCAUCAUCAUCACCUUUCAGGAGCAAGGGGACAAGAUGAUGGAGGACUACAGCCUGGAGAAGAAUGAGAGAGCGUGUAUUGACUUUGCGAUUAAUGCGAAGCCGCUAACACGUCACAUGCCAGAGAACAAGCUGAGUUUCCAGUACCGAAUGUGGCAGUUUGUGGUGUCACCGCCGUUUGAGUACAGCAUCAUGAGCCUGAUUGCCCUCAACACCAUCGUCCUCAUGAUGAAGUAUCAUGGAGCUUCAGAUAUGUAUGAGAAAGUUUUGAAAAACCUGAACAUCGUUUUCACCAUCCUCUUCUUCAUGGAGUGCAUCCUGAAAAUGAUUGCCUUCGGGGUUCGGAAUUAUUUCCGAGAUGCAUGGAACAUUUUCGACUUCGUGUCCAUAUUAGGCAGCAUCACAGACAUCUUAGUGACUGAGCUGUUGAAUAACAUCAUCAAUGUGAGGUUCCUUCGUCUGUUUCGUGCUGCUCGUCUCAUUAAGUUGUUGCGACAGGGAGAGACAAUUCGAAUCCUCCUCUGGACCUUUGUCCAGUCCUUCAAGGCUCUGCCGUAUGUCUGCCUGCUUAUUGCCAUCCUCUUCUUCAUUUAUGCCAUCAUUGGCAUGCAGCUCUUUGGUAAUUUAGCAUUAGAUGAAGAAGGAGAAAGUGCCAUAAAUGAACACAACAACUUCAGAACUUUCUUCAUGGCACUAAUGCUGCUGUUCAGGAGUGCUACAGGCGAGGCGUGGCAUGAGAUUAUGUUGUCAUGUUUGGGUGGGAUGCCAUGUGACCCUGCUUCCGGAAACCAGACGGACGAGUGUGGAAGCAAUGUCGCCUACGCGUACUUCGUCUCCUUCAUCUUCCUCUGUUCAUUCCUGAUGCUGAACCUGUUUGUCGCGGUAAUCAUGGAUAAUUUUGAAUAUUUGACUCGUGACUCAUCAAUUCUUGGCCCUCACCAUCUGGAUGAAUACGUCAGAAUCUGGGCGGAAUAUGACCCAGCAGCAUGUGGACGUAUUCAUUAUAAGGAUAUGUACAGUUUAUUGCGAGUUAUCGACCCCCCACUCGGAUUAGGAAAGAAAUGUCCUCAUAGGGUCGCCUGCAAGAGACUGUUGCGUAUGGAUUUGCCUGUUGCCGAUGACAACACGGUACAUUUCAACUCCACACUGAUGGCAUUAAUUCGUACUGCACUUGAUAUCAAGAUCGCUAAAGGUGGAGCUGAUAAACACCAGAUGGACGCAGAGUUGCGAAAGGAGAUGAUAGCAAUUUGGCCGAAUCUGUCCCAGAAACAGCUGGACCUGCUGGUCACGCCACACAAGUCAGCUACAGACCUGACAGUGGGGAAGAUCUAUGCUGCCAUGAUGAUCAUGGAGUAUUACAGACAGAGUAAAGCCAAGAAACUACAGGCGCUCCGAGAGGAACAGAACCGAACACCAUUAAUGUUUCAGCGCAUGGAGCCGGACACUAGCCAGGACAAAGACCACAAGAUCAACGAGGUCAAUGGAGGUCAUGGGGUCAAGGAGGUCCCACAGGAAAACCAUGACAAUCUUCCUGUUGAAUCCUGGGUAACUCCUCGUUCUCAGAUCUUCCAGAAAUCUGUUGAUGAGAACUGGAGCGCAGACUCACCAUACCAUCAGCAGGACAACCGACACAACACACAAACAGUAGAAAUGAGAACGCUGCCUGUUCACUCCGACACUGACACAUCACUACCACUGGAAGGGAGGACGGUCUCCAUGCCCCGCCUCCCACUACGUCACCAAACCAUUUCUGAUGUGAGUCCAUUGAGGCGUUCUACAUCCUCACUGGUUCAUGGGCGCUCAGGUCGAGGCUUGCGAUUGGAUGAUUACUCUCUAGAGAGGGUGGAGUCACAGGAGGGGCCUAGACAUGGGAGAAGGAGGAGAGAGAGAGAAAGAGAGAGGGAACGAAAUCACCGCACCUCUGAGAGAUCACUGACUCGCUACACAGAUGCUGAUACAGGUCUGGGUACUGAUCUCAGCACCACCACACAGUCAGGUGAACUUCCCCCUAAAGACCGGGAGCGAGAGAGAGGAAGAGCUAAAGACCGGCGGCAUCAUCACCACCAUCACCAUCAUCAUCAUCACCACCACCACAGCUCAGUGGAGAAAGAGCGAGAGUACCAUCAUCAUCCUCACAACAGACAUGACACGUACUGGUCACGUUCACCCAGCGAAGGCAGAGACGGCAGGGCACACAGACAGGGAAGCAGUUCUGUGAGUGUUAGUCCAGUUCCCUCAACCUCGGGAACCAGUACACCCCGCCGCACUCGACGUCAGCUCCCCCCGACUCCACCCACACCUCGCCCGCAUGUUACAUACUCACCUGCCCCCAGGAAACCACUCCCACCAACCACUCCUCGCCGUGAGCCUCCACCUAUCGGCACGCCUUCUCGCCGACCCUCCCCCCGCCGUGCACCAUUCUAUGACCGUCGUUUUGAAUAUGAGCCUCCAAACUAUGAGCAGAGUGUGACGCAAGGACACUCCCAUACGCCCCACCAUGGCUCCACCCAUCACAGUCCUUCCCACCGUAGUCCUGCCUCUCAUCACCGACGUGUGCCCAACGGCUACCGCUCCUCCUCCUCUCCAUCUCCACACCGCCGAGGCCCCGCCCACCAUGGCAUGCAACGUGCCCCACAGUCCCGCCCACCCCGGAAAAGUCUCCAUGAACCGUACAGUGAGACAGAUGAGGAUGACUGGUGCUAAAAUCCUGCUCUUAAUACACACCAGAGAGAGAGGUGGAAGGACGCAUGUAAUUACACACAAACACACAUGGAUGGUGCAGUGUUGUGUAUAUGUGUGCGUGUGUGUGUGCGUGUGUGUGUGUGUGCGUGUGUGUACGAAACUUUUACAAUUUAAGCAACACACACAGCAAAAAAGUAAAGUGAGAUGCCUUGCUACCUGUUCUCU
Ictalurus furcatus (blue catfish) is the source of this 7020-nucleotide messenger RNA. RefSeq names its product voltage-dependent P/Q-type calcium channel subunit alpha-1A-like. The record is from RefSeq and is a predicted model, not a curated record. Gene Ontology annotation, biological process: chemical synaptic transmission; calcium ion import across plasma membrane. The coding region runs from base 496 to 6816 and encodes 2106 amino acids. Gene Ontology annotation, molecular function: high voltage-gated calcium channel activity. Gene Ontology annotation, cellular component: voltage-gated calcium channel complex; neuronal cell body; membrane. NCBI's taxonomy places the organism in Eukaryota, Metazoa, Chordata, Actinopteri, Siluriformes, Ictaluridae. The transcript has 46 exons.